CAGGCUGCAUUAUUUUUUGGAGUGGAAAAGCUUCUUUUGGUUUGUCGAAGUUGGCUGAACUAUGUAAUAUCAGAAGGCAGGAUUUGGCCUCCUCCAUUGCAUUUAGAAGAUUUGAUCCAUAUCUGGGAGUAUGGUAGAGAGAAUGAUUAACAUGGGAUAUCAUGCAGCAACUGAUUUUAUUCCACAAUUGACUGAUUGUCUGGCGAGGAACUUUAUAUGGAUGACUUCUUGCGACUCCUUUCACAAUGUCCCUUUUGAAUUGUUGCUUUCCUGUGUAAAGCAUCCUUGUUUGACAGUAGACAGCGAGAAACAUCUUUGUGAUUCUAUUCUACUGUGGCUUGCUGCCAACACCAUCCCAUAUGAUCUUUUGAACUCCACUGGGGAUGCUCGCCUUGAAAUUUUCACAGAGAUCCGCACUAGCCUUUUGUCAUUGCCAUUUGCUGCGGGGAAACGGAGAUGCCCCCUCUUCUCAAAGUUUGCAGAAAGAAGCGUGGAUGCUAUUCUUAGUUUAGCGACCUCCUCUUCCUUUAGCUUAGCAAACAUUCUUGGAGGUGGUGACUUUAGUCAGCUCAGAAUCCGCUUGACUGAAUGUACUAAGAUAUUGGACCUUUCCGGCUGCCCACAAAUUAGCCUGCCUCUUCUUCUCCUGUCCAUGCUUCCUUUUUCCUAUAGUGUGGACACAAUGCUGACAAAGAAGCUUAAUCAGCUGCCCCUCAAACUUGAGCGCUUUAAUAUGGAUGUAUCUCGGAUUCCGUGGGAAACUUUUCCUGUUUUGACUUUUGAAGCAGUGGAAGUGGUGGACGUUUCAAAUUGUCCGAUGCUACAUCUUGAGGCUGCCAUUGAGUGCUUUUCCAAGUCAUUUCCAUCCCUAACAACAUUGAAAGCAGCUUAUACUUCGAACUUCAGAACAAUGAAGUUGUACCAAUUGUUACAGAGAUGCCCACUACUCUCAAACAUCGAUCUAACAGUGGAAAGUAAUCCUGUGAUACCAGCAAAGGUGUCAGUUAUAUCUUCAUUCCCUGUUGUAAAGCUGCAGAUAUCAACAUCUUCCAAUGAAGAGACAUGCCCUGCUGUACCAACGUUUCAUUUUUCUAGGCGGCUCUCAAAUAUUACAAAUCUCAUAUUGGAGGGUCGAACAGAUAUUUAUGAUUCGGAUCUCCACAAUAUUGCAGAGUGCUGCCCUUCCUUGUGUUGUAUUAACCUCAAUGUGUGUACUUCCAUAACGGAUUCUGGAAUAUCCGUUAUAUUGCUGAAAUGUGUUGGCCUACAUUCAAUCUUCGCUUGUGAUACUUUCUUUGCACACAAUUGUGUUCUGUCACUUUGUCGCGAUAUCUCCAGAUUUGACGGUGUGGCAAUGAAAAUGGAAAAGAACACCAAUUCAUUAGCUUACAAACUUCAAAUUCUGCAUAUAGGAGGCUGCAAAGCUAUCAGUGAAAUUACUCUUUUGGAGCUUAUCUCUCAAUUAUAUAGAGUAAGAAGUCUUUGUUUGAGGGAAACUCAGCUUGACGACAAUUCUCUCUACAAAUUUUCGGGAUCGUCACUCGAGAUGCUUGAUGUAUCUGAUACUAAGGUUUCUUGCCAUGCAGUGGGUCAUGUUGUCCGCAGAAGUCCUCAUCUAAAGUGCUUGAUUGCCAGAGGCUGCAGGCAUCUAUUAAAAGAGGAGAGUAAUAUUCUAGAGAACUCUCCUGCUUUGUCAUAUAACUGUCCUGUAUUGUAUUAUGAGCUUGGAAAGUCCUGCAAUUUGGAGGAAAUCUCACUUGGUUGGGGAUUCUCAUUCUUUUCACUGGAGGCCCUGCGGCCAGCAAUUAAAAUGUUGAGGACAUUUAUUGUUGGUUUAGGUGGAUCUUUAGGUGAAGAUGGGCUCAAGCUGGUACCCACUUUUUGUCCUUGGCUAGAGACGUUGAUUCUUUAUUUCCAGGUAAUAUCUGAUUCUGUUGUAAGAAAUAUCUUGGAGACCUUAAAAAACUUGCAAGUGUUAGCUCUUUGCUAUUGCUUUGGUGAGAUUUCCUCACUAAGCUUCCAGUUCAGUGCACCGUGUUUGAGGAAAUUGAAGCUUGAAAGAGUAACAGCACAGAUGACCAAUGAUGAUUUACUUACCCUUGCUCAGAAUUGCAUGAACAUAACUGAGCUUUCUCUGCUGGGAUGCAGACGUCUUAAUUCAGAGUCGCAAGAUACUAUUUCAAAUGGUUGGCCAGGGUUGAUCUCUCUUCAUUUAGAGGACUGUGGUGAAGUAACUGCCAAAGGGGUCACUUCGCUUAUGAAUUGUCAAGCACUUGAAGAUCUUUUACUACGUCAUAAUGUAAGUCUUCAACUAUUGAAUGUCCUGCACUUCUGUAGAUCAAAUAAAAAUCAAAUGGGGGAGCAUCAAUAAUACUGGAUAAUAAAUUCCAAAGCGCACAUUUUUUUUUGAUAAGGUAAAUUGUAUUAAUCAAAAGGGAGAGAACUCCCGUAUAC
Molecule: messenger RNA, 2454 nt
Organism: Nicotiana tabacum (common tobacco)
Lineage: Eukaryota; Viridiplantae; Streptophyta; Magnoliopsida; Solanales; Solanaceae
Source: RefSeq, a predicted model, not a curated record